Caretta caretta (loggerhead turtle) is the source of this 1527-nucleotide messenger RNA. It is a transcript of the gene TSC22D4, whose product is annotated as TSC22 domain family member 4. NCBI's taxonomy places the organism in Eukaryota, Metazoa, Chordata, Testudines, Cheloniidae. The record is from RefSeq and is a predicted model, not a curated record. Gene Ontology annotation, biological process: response to osmotic stress; regulation of transcription by RNA polymerase II.
GGGCGGGGGUUGGACUUCCUGGAGUGGGGACUUGUCAACAGGCGGCAGGUCUGGCCUGACUCAGGCCGGGCGGUGGGGACCGGGGGGCGCCCCCAGGGCAGAGAAUAAAGAACCCAGCGCCCCCCUCCCCGACUUGCCCCCCUUCUCCCGGAUCCUGCCCCCCUGGGGUACCCCACUCCCUGCCCCAACUUCAGGGAACUUUGCAGCCCCACCCCCUCCACGGUGGGGGGCCGGGAUGCCUGAAGCCCCCCAGAACUGCCCUGUGACCUUUGACCUGCAGGUGAGCUAGAAUCGGGGGUCACCGGUGCCCCCCUUUGCGGCACGUGCCCGUGGGGAUGUCACUGCCUGCGGCUCCGUCCCUGGCCGGAGACCCCAGCGCGGGCCCGGCGCGAGCCCGGCCCCGGUGAGUGGGCGCCGGCGCGGGGACCAUGAGCGGCGCCAGGAAGAAGAGCAGCUUCCAGAUCACCAGCAUCACCAGCGAGUUCGAGCCCCUGGCGGUGCCGCCCGGCAUGGAGCCGCCGGAGGACGUGGCCGUGCCGCGGAACGGGCCCCCCGGCGCAGCCUCCCGCUUCCGCCUGGUGAAGCUGGACCAGGGCCCGGGUGAGCCCUACAAACGGGGACGCUGGACAUGCCUGGAGUUCUACGACCAUGACCCCGAGCACCAGGCCGUGGGGCGGCUCCUGAGCACCGCCCGGCACCCGCAGUCCCUCGACUCCCGCCUGGAGCUGGCCGGGCUGGUGCCCAAGCCCCACGGCUACUUCAGCCCCCCUCUGCCACCGCCCUGGGGUGGGCAUGGCCACUCCCAGGGCACAGCCCAUCCCGGCGAGCACCUGCCCCGCUCACUGGGGGGUGGGGAGAGGACACCAGGGGGCGCCGCGCCAGGAGGCAGAGCUCACAGCCAUGGGCCCACCACGGAGCCGAGCCUGGGGGUGGAAGAGCUGCUGCUGCCCCACGGCCUCGCCCAGCGCAUCCGGAGGGAGGUGGAGGAGAGGCACAAGGUGCCACCCCGAGGCUCCCGCCCCUCAUCUCCGGCCCCCCACUUUUUCCGGGAAGGGAGCCCCAUCCGGAAGGGGUCAGACCCCUUUGGAGGCCACCUCAGCCUGGCCCGCUCCAUGUUCGCAAUGGGGGCGCACCAGGACAGCGAUGAUGAAAGCAGCUCGGGCAGCAGCAUGAUCGCCAUCGACAACAAGAUCGAGCAGGCCAUGGACCUGGUGAAGAGCCACCUGAUGUUCGCGGUGCGGGAGGAGGUGGAGGUGCUGCGGGAGCAGAUCAAGGAGCUGGCCGAGCGCAACGCGGCCCUGGAGUGGGAGAACGGGCUCCUGCGCUCCCUGGCCAGCCCCGAGCAGCUGGCCCAGCUCCGCCGCCCCACGGCCUGACCCCCACCGGGGCCACGCGCGCUACGAUCCCGCACAUGUGAAGGGGCCUGGCCGGACAGGGGGGGCUACUGACACAGCACGUGCCUUGGGGGAGGGGAUGGAGCCAGGACUCCUGGGUUCAGUUCUCAGCUCUGACAGGGGACAGCGAACU